Molecule: messenger RNA, 2924 nt
Organism: Hippocampus comes (tiger tail seahorse)
Lineage: Eukaryota; Metazoa; Chordata; Actinopteri; Syngnathiformes; Syngnathidae
Gene: slc50a1
Product: solute carrier family 50 member 1
Exons: 6
Coding region: 173-823 (216 amino acids)
Biological process (GO): carbohydrate transport
Cellular component (GO): membrane
Molecular function (GO): sugar transmembrane transporter activity
Source: RefSeq, a predicted model, not a curated record
CAAUCGCAGCGCAGAAUCACCGAGCAACUGCUUGCAAACACGGAACUCUAUCCGGAAAAGAAGCCAGUUACAUUUUUUUAAAAGUCUGCUUUUUAAGACUUGUAAAAGUCGAAGAACAUACAUUAUAGUCUCCAUACCUAACAUAUGUAUUUUUUUAUUUUAAAUCCUUUUUAUGGAUUUGCUGUAUCUUUUAUCAUGGGCGUGCAUCGUGUUCACACUCGGGAUGUUCUCGACUGGUCUGGUCGAUCUAAAGAAAAUGCAAACAUCCAAGAGCACGGACAACAUUCAAUUUCUGCCUUUCCUCACCACAUGUGCCAAUAACCUCGGAUGGUUAUAUUAUGGGAUGCUGAAGACAGAUCAGACACUUAUUGUGGUCAAUCUCAUCGGGGCUUUACUGCAGGCCCUCUACAUCGUGGUUUACUUCAAGUACACAAAACAAAAGAGAAAGAUCCUAUUCCAAAUAGUUGCCAUCGGAGCAGUGGUGACCAGCGCCGGGGUGUACUUCAUGUUGUUUCUUCCUCCAGGUGACAUUCAGCUCAACCAGCUGGGACUCGUUUGCAGCAUGGCCACUGUGGGCGUGUACAUGUCCCCGCUCGCGGACCUGAUGGCCAUCGUGCAAAGUGGCAACGUGCAGUGCUUGUCCUUCCCUCUGACGGUGGCCACUUUCCUCACUUCCACUUCCUGGUUCUUCUACGGCCUCCAGCUGAAUGACUACUACAUCCUGGUUCCGAACCUUCCCGGAAUCCUCACUAGCGUCAUCAGAUUUUACUUGUUUUGGAGAUUUGCCCACAUCAGCCCUCCCUAUAAGUCCAUGCAGAUAUAACCACGAUAUGCACAGUAAUGGACGUUGCACCAAGAGAAAGCGGCGCCCGCCGCGCGACAGGUUGGCAAUAAUGUCUACAUUCCACAAACGUAUCCGAAAAGUAUACAAAGAGUGUUUGAUUUUCAAGGAUGUAUUCAAAAAUUAUUUUGGGGAAGAAAAAAAUGUUUAAUUUGUCCCCUUCAAGUGCCUUGUGAUGGAAUCCGAGUGAGUAUUCAGGGACAUGCUGAAGAGAAAGAUAGUAAACAGAAAAGAAAUCAAAAAAGUCGUUUUUUAAGGGGAAAAAUAUGGUAUCGUAUUCAUGGCAAUAAGAUAAAUAUGUUGAGAGAAAAGUCGCAUUCUGAUGAGAAUAUAUUACGAGAAUAGAGUCGGAAUGCUUUUCAGAAUAUUUUUCAAAGAAGUUGGAAUCUUACUCGAUGUCAAAUGAGAAAAAAAGUUUUUUUUCUCCCCCUACCCCCAAAAAGACAAGAAAAGAAAUGCUCCCCCCCCCCCUGAGAUUUUUAUAUUUCUCAUAAGUUUACCAUAUUUUUCUUCCCCUGAAGCGCACUUGAAAUCCUUCAAAAUGGCCAUUGCGGCUUACGGAUGGAAGUCGACUUUUACAAGUUCAUGAUUUGGAAUUCAAAUUCCAUCCCUGUUAUGUUUGUAUUCUCAUUCUCAUUCUCAUGCGCAUCUAAUGAGAGCAGGCGUCCGCCUUUUCGGCAGACCAGAAUGAGAACUACUUCCUGCUUCAGUGUCUAAGAAUCAUGGAAAAUGUAGUUCUGCUAGCGUCACGCGACGGUCACGGUCAGACCGAAUGCAGGCUGAGAGAGAAGUUCCGGUAGCGCGUUUUCCACCGCGCGAGGUGAACGACACAAGCAACUUCCGGCGCUACGAGAUGUUUCUUGUGCGGUCUGAACCUCUCAUAAAAGCGCUAAAUCUAUCAAAUAAACCUGUGGUGCAAUUAGAAUCAAGUCUUCGACAAACAAUGCUUCACAAAGAUAACCCGGACGCGCCUUAUGUAUGAAAAUGUAUUCAUACAGACCCAUUCAUUGAUACUGUGCCUACAAAUACGGUGCGCCUAAUGGUACAAAAAAUACGGUAUGGACCCCCCCAAUCCCGUUUUUGUUUGUCGAAAGAAAAUCUGACGUGUGUAAGAUUUAGCGUUUAAAAAACAUAAUAAAGACUUGUAUCAGGAAACUGUUAUUCUUGUUUAGAUUACAGUUCAUUUUCCCGCCCCCAAAAUACCAAACUUUUGUUUCCUUCAGAAUGACUUCGUUGAACAUUCAGCGUUUUUUUUUUUCCUUUUAGUGACUUUAUUCUCCUAAGAGUGCAACUUUAUGUUUUGAGAAAAUUCAAUUUUAUUUCCCCCCCAGAAAAAAAGCCUUUAGCAUAAUGUUAGCACGUUUUCUAAAAAACAUUGUUUGGUUUCCGUGGUAUAAGUUUUCUUUUUCGGGUGUUUCCAGUCCUCCUUCGCAGUUUUUGCUCUGAAGAAAAGGACAUUUGCUGUGCCACCAACAUUCUCAAAAGUUCAAAUCCAAUGCGUUGACUUGGAUUGACUUGUUUUGUACAAUCCAAAGACGAUGUUGUUUACAAGCUGCUAUUUUGAAUAGAGUGUACUCGUGACGAGCAUUUCCUCUCUACCGUCUUCUAUUGGGAAAAGACUUUUCUAUUCUGUUACCUUUUGUGCCUGUCUAUAUUAGAUAACAUAUCACUGUAUAUCAGUGGCAGUACGUUAUGAUGACUGUGCCUAUUUUUUGUUUUGCAAGCUUUUUAAAUUAGAUUUUUUUUUUAAAGUGCAAAUGGACCGAAGUAUGAUUGGAGGCUGUUUUAUGCCAAUAAAGGAUAACAAAGUGCCAAAUGUAUGUUUGUUUUUGGUUUUCCUUCAAUGUAACCCAACCAUCUACGCCAUUGGUGUCAAAUUCAAGGCUCCGGGGCCAGAGCCGGCCCGCCAGGUCAUAUUAUGUGGCCCACGAAAGCAAAUCACAUGUGUCAAAUUGCUAAAAUCUGUACCGAAAUGUCAAAUAACGUUGAGAUUUGUGCAAUAAUUUUGUUAACCCUAUUUCCACUCAUUUGAACAGUAAUUAUUUUCGUCAUUCAUUAUAUUAAACAAUUAUAAUCGACUUGA